This is a messenger RNA of Lachancea lanzarotensis, 1383 nucleotides long. It is a transcript of the gene MIG1, whose product is annotated as LALA0S10e03532g1_1. The transcript has a single exon. Bases 1 to 1383 code for a protein of 460 amino acids. NCBI's taxonomy places the organism in Eukaryota, Fungi, Ascomycota, Saccharomycetes, Saccharomycetales, Saccharomycetaceae. Gene Ontology annotation, molecular function: RNA polymerase II cis-regulatory region sequence-specific DNA binding. The record is from RefSeq and is a predicted model, not a curated record. Gene Ontology annotation, cellular component: cytoplasm; nucleus.
AUGGACGACGCCGAGGCGAAGAAAAAGCGAAAAUCUCCUAACUCGGGUCCAGACUCUCCAAGGCCGUAUAUCUGUCCUAUAUGUUCGCGGGCUUUCCAUCGUCUGGAGCACCAGACAAGGCACGUUCGGACACACACAGGAGAAAAACCACACGUUUGCGACUUUGCAGGGUGUACCAAACGCUUCAGUCGAAGUGACGAACUCACACGACACAAACGCAUACAUACAAACCCGCAUCCCAAGGGUAAAAGAGGUCGUAAGAAGAAAACGGAUGUUGCACUUGGCAUUGACAACAACAACAACAAUAGUGCGGAAUCUGUAGCGACUAAAAGCGGCAGAGAUCGCAAGCCACGGGGUGCGACCACUUUUCAGCUGGGCGACGCAGAUGAAGACGACGUAUCAGACGUCAACAACGCAGCAAGCUCGUCCGAAGAGCAAAGUAUGGGUCUACUUGUCAACGCGGCGCUGGGCAGUCUGCCCACCACUGGCAACAACGCAUCUCAAAAUGGGUCUAGUGGGCUACACACGGUGCGCUCUCUCCCGUCGAUGAAAUCGUGGGAUCCUUCGCAGGCCAGAAAUUCUCCUCCGGGACAGACCCCUGGAGGAAGCCAUUCUUACUACUCGUCAGCCGUCAAUCUCCAGCAACAAGAUGGCCUGCCUACCAAGCCGGUGCCGACACGUCUCAAAUUGAAUGUACUUUCAUCCCUACAAAAGAUGACACCAUUGGCUCCGGUUGGGAGUCCCGAACGCACUCUGAACCUACCGAACCCCGCAAUCGUGAAACCUGGGUUUACAUCACAAGAAGGCUACACAACGGUUAUACCACGCGCAAGAAGCACACUAGGCUCAUUUCCCACGCAUGGUUCCUCAACUUCGCUCACUAGCAUUUCUAAUUUGAUAACAGCGGAUGACGGUGACGACGAAUUGGACGACGAUGAGCUGGGCCGGGCCCGGAAAAAAUCGAGAACCACCACUCCUACCAUGAGUCGCAGUCACAGCAGGACAAACUUAUUGUCGAGCGCAGGCUCUUUCACGAAUCUGUACCACUUACAGCAACCUCCGGGCAUCGCGGGUAUGCUUUCGUCCAAAUCUUCCACAACAGAUUUCAGCCGAGAGCUGGAUCAAAAACUACAAAACGUGCAAAAGACACAUUCGGGUCAAUUCAUGGAUCAUUACAUUUCCUCACCUUCGGCAGCCCUUUCGUCUGCAACGUCUGCCAAAUACACACCGUUAGGGACACCGCCCCGAAUACCGAGCCCCUCGGAUGCCAAGAUCCGUUCGGAUUUGAAGACUGCCGCUGAAAGUGCCAGUCGUUCUGGUGAAGAACCCGUGUCAGAUCUUCCUCCGAUCAGAAGUUUGCAUUUACAGUUUCCUACUGGGUAA